AGGUCAUCGAAUCGGACCAGUGGUCAUUUUUUGUUGUUAGUUGUUCCAGUAAAACACGAUUACUUCACAUCUGCUGAAAGGGGAGGAAAUAAUAAAGAAUGAAUGCCCCAUGAGGUUUUAAGAAAACUGAGACUACAAAGCGCUACAGGGAAGCGGUCGAUGAUGGUGCUGGGAUCGGCGGCACGGAAACAAGCCGGCAGGCACGACAGUGGAGGAGCGUGAGGGACUGCUCUCCUCUUGCUGUUGUUGUUUUUUCCCCCCUCUCUCUCUUCUUCUUCUGGUAUUCCUUCACUCCUCGCCAUUCAACUCUGGGCGUGUUGUGAAGGCACGUCGGGGAAAUUUUUUUUCUUCUUUCUCUUCCUCCUCUUCCGAGGCCCGACUUAAAACUCGGGAAGGCCUUGGAUUAUAGCAGCGGACGGCCGAGGAUUUGGAACACUAAUGGACUUAAAUAGUGGAUGCUUAAAAGGUAUUAACCUCCGGCUGUUCAAUGUGGUCACUACUGGUUUCUGUGGAUUUGAUAUUUUUUUUCGCUGGCAUUCCACGGCCCUCUUGUCGGGAGUGCUGAGUUUCAAGGUGUGUGGGCCUAAGAGGGAGAUAUAUCCGGAUAACGAGUCAGGACAGAGGCUACUGUGACCACCCCCGAACGAUUUUCUUGUUAGUCACCCACGGAAAGACCUGGUAGCCUCGAGGAGAUAAUGUCUGAUUAAAUAGAACCGUCCGCCCGGCCAGGCACGAGUGCGGGGAGUGCUAAAUAAGAUUUCCCGUGUUUUCCCCCGGACCCCUGUAAGAGCUCAGACCUCUUCAAGCUCGGAGAUGUGAUACGGGACUCUCCCAGGGACAUUCUACAUAAAUAAACAAGCUCACUGGAUGACUUGUGUUCCCGUUGGUUUCUUCUCCUCAAGCCACACUGGUCAGACGCCGUGGUUCCGGAUGUGGGGGUUCCUCAAAUGUUGACGUUUAAUACCAGUGGCUUCAGGCUUCAGUGCACGGCGUGAAAUAAUUAUGGAUUAAAAUUGCCAAGGUUUCACCGCUAAGGAUUGCAACCAUAUUGAUGUCACGUGCUUAACCCUAACCCGUGCCACUAAUGGAUUACAUAUAAUACACAUUAUUUUUUUUAAUCCCAAGUUGGAGCCAUCUUUUUCUAUUAAUAGGAACGUUUGGUUAUUGCAAGUUCAAGGAUAUGCUAUUUAUUUCAGCGGAUAAAUUCAGCCAAGCGGAUUUUGCAACUCUACAAGUUUGUUAUAAGUUACAGUGAAAAAUAUCCGUGUGUUCUCUGUACGAGCCGGUUAGGUUGUACACGGCGAACUAGGACAUCGCACGUUUCUCACGUGGGAGGAGUGAGUUAUUUUUAGCCUUGAGCAUUCGACACCAGGGCUCAAUUUUCGGUGUCGGCGAUAAAGUUCGCCCGCGAGGAAAUCCCCCUCAAUUGGUCAACAGCUGGACGCAUCUCAAUACAACGCAAGCACGGUAUUUGCCGAACGCAUACUUUAAAACACCGGCCGAAUAGCCGCACAAACACAGACUGCAAUCCAACUGGGCCCCGUUUCAUUUCGAUUUUUUUUUAUAUUUCAUUCUUGGAUCUAUUUCUUGCCGUAGAAACACAACUACUAAAAAGAAUACCGGUAUGUUAAAACCGUGUAUGGUGUCAUACCAGGAGUAAAACAGUAUAUGGUGUCAUACCAGGAGUACCACAUAGCCCGACUGCCUCUACCAAACACACAUUAUUUUUUAGCGGGCACCUUCAAGAAUCAGCCACUGCCAACAUGAAACGCAAUAGGCCCCAGUGAAGGAGCUCUGCUACAACGACCGCGGACAUGAGAGUCGCGGGGGGACCGCACACGGCCCGCCCGGCACUGUCACUAGUGCUUGGGUUUGUGUCCCUGGCGCUAGUGGUGACGGGGUCACUGUCCGUCACGGGCUCGGACAUGCGUUGCACCUACGGCGACACGCACACGUUCGCCAACUGCAGCAACCUCAUGCUAGAGCACGUGCCCUGGAGCCUGCACAAGAGCAUCCAGAGCCUCGACCUCAGUGGGAACCACUUCCCCACGCUGAAAAACAUCAGCUUCAUCAGCUACGGCUACAUCAGCUAUCUUUGCCUUCGCAACAACUCCAUCAAAACCGUGCAGGCGAACGCGUUCGAUAGCUUGGAUUACCUCAACAAUCUCGACCUCUCCAACAACCUGCUUCAGCACAUCCCGUCCUCGGCGCUCAACGUUGUCGCCAAGUCCUUGCUACAGCUCAUUCUGUCAGGGAACAGAAUCCAGGUGCUCACCAAAGACGUCUUCGCGAAACUCUCCAAGCUGCAGCUUUUGGAUCUCAACGGGAACAGCAUCUCUAGGAUAGAUUACGGGGCGAUGGCGGGUCUGGGGUCGCUGCAAAUGUUCAAGCUCCGGUACAACCAGCUGUCGAGCCUGCCGUCAGACGCCUUCAACGCCUCCAAACAGAGCCUGAAACAAGUCCACCUCUACGACAACCGAUGGACCUGCGAUUGCAACAUGAGGUGGCUGAGGCAGUGGAUGAACGAGACAUCCGAGGAGGUCUGGAUGGCCCCGGGGUACUACAUCAGGUGCGACAGCCCGUCCAUAGUAAAAGACAAAGAUCUCGCUUCCCUGCCCAUGGACGAGCUGGCCUGCGAAGUCAUGAUGAAGUCGAGCAGCGCAACUCAAGACUGGGCAAAGGGCGACAACGCCACCCUGAUGUGUAAAUACACGUCUGUGCCCGACGUGGAGGCGAAGUGGCUCAGAAACAAUGAUCUCAUCGACGUGUCCAAAGACGUACACAAGUACACCGUGGCGUCCUCAAACACGAGCAGCCGUGGCGAGAAAAUCCAAGUGAGUGAGCUCAAGAUAUUCAACUUUCAGUACGCCGACAUCGCCAGGUACGAGUGCUUCGUCCAAAACAUCCUCGGCGCAAAGAAGACCGAGUACAAGCUGACCCUCCAGGGAAUCGCGUUCGAUUCGGUGUCCCUGGUGCCGCCCAGCGCCACCACGGGCAACGCCGGGGUGGACACCAGGAGCAUAGUCAUCGCCGUGGCGGUCGUUUGCGGGAUCAUCCUCUUCAUUGUCAUCGGCAUCCUCAUCUUCUGCACGGUGAACCGCGUGCAGAGGAGAAAACAAGAAAAGCAGGAAAUCAUCCGCGCCAACAUCAAGCAGCACUUUAUUAACAGGUAUCUAUCCAACUAUCAACCUAGUUAAGUUUUACCUUGGAGAUAAUAAGGGGGAACAAAACGGUCAAAUAUUUAGACAUUCUCGCCCCACCCACAUGUUUCCCUUAAUGUCCCUACCAGAGGAAAUGAGGUUGUAUCACGGCACACUGCAGUUGUAGCCACUGACUUGUAUCAUGGCACACUGCAGUUGUAACCACUGACUUGUAUCAUGGCAAACUGCAGUUGUAACCAUUGAUUUGUAUCAUGGCACACUGCAGUUGUAACCAUUGACUUGUAUCAUGGUACACUGCAGUUGUAACCACUGACUUGUAUCACGGCACACUGCAGUUGUAACCACUGACUUGUAUCAUAGCACACUGCAGUUGUAACCAUUGAUUUGUAUCAUGGCAAACUGCAGUUGUAACCACUGACUUGUAUCACGGCACAUUGCAGUUGUAACCACUGACUUGUAUCACGGCACACUGCAGUUGUAACCACUGACUUGUAUCAUAGCACACUGCAGUUGUAACCAUUAAUUUGUAUCAUGGUACACUGCAGUUCUAACCAUUGAUUUGUAUCAUGGCACACUGCAGUUGUAACCAUUGAUUUGUAUCAUGGCACACUGCAGUUGUAACCAUUGACUUGUAUCAUGGCAUACUGCAGUUGUAACCAUUGACUUGUAUCAUAGCACACUGCAGUUGUAACCAUUAAUUUGUAUCAUGGUACACUGCAGUUCUAACCAUUGAUUUGUAUCAUGGCACACUGCAGUUGUAACCAUUGAUUUGUAUCAUGGCACACUGCAGUUGUAACCAUUGAUUUGUAUCAUGGCAUACUGCAGUUGUAACCAUUGACUUGUAUCACGGCACACUGCAGUUGUAACCACUGACUUGUAUCACGGCACACUGCAGUUGUAACCACUGACUUGUAUCACGGCACACUGCAGUUGUAGCCAUUGACUUGUAAUUGUAUCUUGGCACACUAUUCCACUUGGUCUAAGGGGAAAUUAAAUUUCUUUAACUUUAACCAAAAAAACCAUCUGAAGAAUCAAUUGCUUCAUUUGCAAUAGGCCUACAUAUUAAUUUAAACCAAAACAUACCAGAAUUUAACUUAAACUCGUGGGAAAAAUUGAUUGGCAGGGUCUAUUAUAUCUGACAAAUAAAAUACAUGCGACAUGUUUUUUCAUGCCUUGGCCUGAAACUCUCAGUAACCUUAAUUCUGUUUUCCUCCGCAGUGAAGUUAUGAGCAAUGGGGACAUAUCCGGUCUCAAUGACACCAAGCAGAGCAGCAAGUCGAUGGAAGACAAGCUGGACGGCAACAUCGACGAUGACCGAUCCACAUCCAACAACACCAACGAUUCCAACACCACCGCGGUGAAACGACCGCUCGACCUGGACGACACCACCGAGCCCAUGUUCAUCUUUCAGCAGCCCGGCUCCCCAUUCAACAACGGAAAUACCUACGUGUCCUUCGGCAGUGAGCUUACAGACCCCGGGGAUUUCCCAUCUCAGCCACCCCAGUAUCCCCAGGGCCCCGACCCGCGUUACGAAAGCUCGCACACCGGGUCAGCCACGCCACUGCUGGAACGUUACACUCCCUCCGUUUUCGACUCGGACGAACCGGUGGAGGACUAUGCUCAAUACCCAGUGUAUGACUCGCUGACCAACUCGUUGCAGCACCCGCAUUCUCAGGGGGACGGCAUCUAUGGGGGGUCUGCUAGGAUAGGAAGCGCCAGCAGCUAUGCCAGCACACCAAAUCGCCACGGCGACAAUAGUAAAAGACUGAGCAGCUUCCACUACCCGCCUAGUGUCAACGGUUCCAUGCCGAGAGCCAUCGGCAGCACCAGAUCGGUCAUGGCCUUGGCACCCAGGUAUUCAGACUUUAGCAGUGACAGUAGCCCGAGGCCAGACUUACACCGGCAGACCCCAAACCCAUUGGAUUACAGAGAGUACAGGGAUUACCGUGACAUGAGGUACCCCAUGACCACGCCCCCUCCCCACCGGAUGACCCAGGCGACCCCAAAGAGCAUGUCUGUGGGCAACCUCGGGUACACGCCCGUCGCCGCUGGCCCCAGGAAGCCCCCGCGGCUGUUCCAGUCCAGGGAGUACAUGGAGCUGACGCCUCACGAGUCCAACGUGGAGUACAUCACAUCCCCCGAAGCUCAACAGUACAGCCAAAGCUAUGGGAUUACCCCUGGCACCCCAGUGUGAUAUCAGAAACAAAUUAUACAUUAUUUAUGUACUGCGCCAUACCAAAGUCCAAAGCAAUGAUGAGGAUUUUUAAACAAACUCCUUAGGCGUCAUUAUGGUAUAUGUUUACAGUGACUCCAGUAACAAUGAGGAUACAUAACAAUUUGUUGAUGUUUCUAGGGGAUAUGGUUGAGGAUAUGAUCCCCCACUAUAGGGCAGUGGACGGAGUUACAGUGUUUUUGCUUGGACAAAACAAAUGAAUGCCGUGUUGAAGAAGGCUUUAAAAAUUGACAUAUUUGCUCCAUUUGUUUGCCCUUUGAGCAAGUUAAGCUUUCAAAAACAAAAGCUUGGGAAGUCCAUUUUGAUAGAUUUUAUUUUAGUCCAAAAAAAUUUUAUGGUGAACAUCUGCCAUGAAGGUCCACAAUUGUCUGGAUCCACUUAAUUCCAGGUUACAAAGAUGGAGACAUGUUUCUCCUCUUCUUUUUUUUUAAAAUUUAAACAAUCAUGUUUAUGUAAAUGACAAGUAGAGCGGUACUUGUAAAUAUAUUUUUCUAGCGGCUUUUACAUCUUGUUUUACUAGCCAAU
Messenger RNA from Lymnaea stagnalis (great pond snail), 5919 nucleotides. The record is from the annotation of a GenBank genome assembly. NCBI's taxonomy places the organism in Eukaryota, Metazoa, Mollusca, Gastropoda, Lymnaeidae.